ACAUGGGGGUCAGAGGACUCCAGCUGACUCUGUGGGUCAUCUACCUGAACCUGAUGGUCGGCUCGUGGACUGAGAUCGCAUUCACGACUGAGUCGACCCCACGGAUAAUGACCAUCAAUUCAGCUAAUGCGUCUCACAUUGGCCGAGUAUGUACGACUUGGGGAAACUACCAUUUCAAGACCUUCGACGGACACUUCUACCAGUUGGCGUCCACCUGUAACUACCUCCUGACCUCGCAGUGUCAGGGCAGCUACGAAAGCUUCAACGUCCAGCUGAGGCGCCGCACAGUGGACAGCGUCUCCACCAUCAGCCUCGUCACCAUGAAGAUGGAUGGGGCGGUGGUGCUGCUCGCUCCCGGCUCCGUCACCGUCAAUGGGGACGAGGUGUCUCUGCCGUUCAUCGCAGCUGGACUGUCCAUCAAGGACACCGGCUCCAGCAUCUUGGUGGACACCAGGUUUGGACUCAGAGCCACCUGGAACCUGGACGACUCUCUGGAGAUUGAACUGGACAGCAGAUUUAUGGGUCAGACCUGUGGACUGUGUGGAAACUAUGAUAGCUACCUCAACGACUUCAACCAGGAGGGCGAGCAGCUGUCCAUACGAGACUUUGCUGACCUCCACAAGAUGAGCGAACCCACAGAGGUCUGUGAGGAUCCGGAGCCCCAGCCGCUCCAGAACAACGGCAACAAGGAACUGUGCCGACAGAUGUUCACCAGCGAGGCGUUCUCCAGCUGUGAAAACGGUCUGGACGUGGACUCGUUCGUUCGAGCCUGCAUGAUGGACACGUGCAACUCUCAAAGCGUGAACUCCCUGCUUUGUAAAACCCUCUCCGAGUUCUCCAGACAGUGCGUCCACGCAGGAGGGACGCCGUCACAGUGGAGGAACGACACAUUUUGCACGAAAAACUGUCCGGACGACAUGGAGUUCUUGGAGUGCAAGAGUUCAUGUCCUGACAGCUGCUCCACGCCUGAAGCCAGUCAGACGUGUGACGACCACUGCCAGGCUGGCUGCAGCUGUCCUACAGGGACGGUGAUCGACGACAUCGGGAUGACCGGCUGUGUUCCCAUCUCCGACUGUCCGUGUGUGCACGGUGACAAAGUCUACGACUCGGGAGAAUCCUACUCCUUCAACUGCAGAGUCUGUGUGUGUGAGAGGGGUCAGUGGCAGUGCACUGAGGAAAACUGCCCGGGAACCUGCUCGGUGGAGGGAGGAGCCCACAUCAACACCUUCGAUGGGAAAGUCUACACCUUCCAUGGUGACUGCUCGUACAUCCUGGCCAAGAGUAAUGACUCUUCCUACACUGUGCUGGGCGACCUGGUCAAAUGCGGCCUGACUGACAGCAGGACCUGUCUCCGAACUGUAACUCUGGCCUUAUACAGCAACACUGUGAUUGUUAAAAUCCAGUCGAGUGGGCAGGUCUUUCUGAACCGGGUUCUGUCUCAACUCCCUCUGUUCACACCUGAGCUGAGCGUCUUCAUGCCGUCUUCCUACUACGCCGUCAUCAGCACCCAGGUGGGCGUCCAGAUCAUGGUCCAGCUGUCCCCCACGAUGCAGGUCUUUAUUUCAGCUGAUCCGUCACUCAAAGGAAGCACCUCCGGUUUGUGUGGAAACUUCAACAACAAAAUGAGUGACGACUUCAGGGUGAUGAGUGGACUGGUUGAAGGCACUGCUGUAGCUUUUGCCAACUCCUGGAAGACCAGAGUCAGCUGCCCAGAUGUCAGAACACGAUUUGGACACCCCUGCAGCCAGGGAAUCAACAAGGAGAGUUAUGCCAACUUCUGGUGCUCCAAACUGACUGAUCCCAAUGGAGUGUUUGCACCUUGCCACGAUGUCAUCAGCCCCACAAUAUACAAAGAAAACUGCAUGUAUGACAGCUGCAACUGUGAGAGGAGUGAGGAGUGCAUGUGCGCUGCAGUCUCCUCGUACGUCUACGCCUGUUCGGCAGUGGGAUUCCACCUCAGCGGCUGGAGGGACACCAUCUGCGGAAAAUACAGCAAAUCAUGUCCAACGAAGACGGUGUAUGGGUACAACACGACAUGCUGCAGCCGAACCUGCCGCUCCCUCGGCCAGCAGGACUUCUCCUGCUUGACCAGCUUCCCCGCCGUGGACGGCUGCGGCUGUGAAGAGGGAACCUACAUGAAUGAGGACGGCCAGUGCGUGGGAAGCGACCAGUGUCCCUGUUACGACAAAGAGGUCAUCAUUCCUGCUGGAGAGACUAUCUCCGAUGAUGGAGUCCAGUGUGUGUGCAGACACGGAAGUCUAAACUGCUCCGGACAAACAAAGUCCAGAGUCUUAAAGGACUGCCCUGCCCCCAUGGAGUACUUCGACUGCUCCACGGCCCCCCGCGGGAGCACCGGGACCGAGUGCCAGAGGAGCUGCAGAACUCUGGACAUGGCCUGUAUAAGCACGGGCUGCACGUCAGGCUGCAUGUGUCCCGACGGCCUGCUGUCAGACGGAGCGGGAGGCUGCAUCAAUGAGACCAGCUGUCCAUGUGUUCACAACGGGAAUAUCUACCAGCUAGGAGAGACGCUGAAGGUCGACUGCAACACAUGCUCCUGCACAGGAAGAAAGUUCACAUGCACUACCAACGUGUGCGACUCCGUGUGCACCAUCUAUGGCGACGGCCACUACAUCUCGUUUGACGAUAAGAGGUUUGACUUCAGUGGACAGUGUGAAUACACACUCCUCCAGGACUACUGCGGCAACGAUAAGAUCAAUGGGAGCUUCCGAAUCAUCACUGAGAACGUUCCGUGUGGAUCCACAGGAACCACCUGCUCCAAGACCAUCAAGAUCUUCUUGGGGGACAAUGAGUUCCAGUUCAUAGAUGACAGAUUCCACGUGGUGAAGGGCAGCAACCAGGUGCUCCGCCAUCAGGUGCAGAAAAUGGGGAUUUACCUGGUGCUGACAAUCAAGAAAGGACUUGUGCUCAUGUGGGACCAAAAGACAAGUCUGUUCAUCUCAGUCAGUGCAGACUUCCAGGGUCGAGUCUGUGGUCUUUGUGGAAACUUCGAUGGCAACAGUAAGAAUGACUUCACCACACGCUCUCAGGAGACCGUGGCAGACGUUCUGCAGUUCGGUAACAGCUGGAGAGUGUCCUCCACCUGCCCCAGUGCCCAGCUCAUCAGCGACCCCUGCAUCUCCAACCCGUACCGGGAGGCCUGGUCUCAGAAGCAGUGCAGCAUCAUCGUCAGUCCCGUCUUCCAGACCUGUCACUCACAGGUUGAUCCUGGCCCGUACUAUGAUUCUUGUGUCAGAGACUCUUGUGCCUGUGACACCGGUGGCGACUGUGAGUGUUUCUGUACAGCUGUGGCUGCCUACGCCAAAGCUUGUAGUGAAGCUGGAACCUGCAUUCAGUGGAGAUCUCCAAAACUGUGCCCUAUUUUCUGUGACUACUACAACUUUCCUGAUGGCUGCGAGUGGCAUUACAAGUCUUGUGGAGCUGAAUGCAUGAAGACAUGCAGGAAUCCCUCAGGAGAGUGCUCUGAUCUCAUCACUAACCUGGAAGGUUGCUAUCCACAGUGUCCCCCAAGCAAACCCUAUUUCUAUGAAGAAGGCAUGAAGUGUGUGGCCUCGGAGGAAUGUGGAUGUUAUGAUGACAAAGGAAACCAUUUUGAAGUGGGACAAAAAGUUCCAGCGAACACCUGUUACUCCUGCUCCUGCGGAAACUCAGGGAUUGAAUGCAACUAUGAUGUUAACUCAUGUAUUUGCACUGUUCAUGGGAAAAAAUUCAAAUAUGGAGAAACCAUCUACAACGUAUCUGAUGGAUUUGGAAACUGCCUGACAGCGAAAUGUGGGUUGAAUGGUAGUAUAUCAAGAGCUAUGCAUACAUGCCCAACACUUGGCCCCACAACUACUCCCUUUACAUUUACCACAGUUGCAAAGACCUCAACGGAAGUCACAACUUUCACAACGGUAGAAUCAACAAUAGUAACACAAGAAACAACACAGCUUUCGACUCAAAAAGGAACAACUACUCAGGAAUUUACGGCCAAACCAGAAGAAAUCACAACUGAAGCACCUGAGGUGACUACAGCGGGCAGAGAAACAACACUUGUGACCUCAAAAACAAGUGUCACAACCACAAGUACUGAAGUCCCGAGCACCACUACACAGGGAACCACAUCCAAAUAUGAAGAAACAACCACUGCAGAAGGCACUACUCUCAUAGGCAAAACCACUACAGAAGGAACUACUGGCCCUGUAACCACUUCAACCACCAGUGUUGUUGAAACCACAACUGAAGCACCUGAGGUGACUACAACGGGCAAAGAAACAACACUUGUGACAUCAAAACCAAGUGUCACAACCACAAGUACUGAAGUCCUGAGCACCACUACACAGGGAACCACAUCCAAAUAUGAAGAAACAACCACUGCAGAAGGCACUACUCUCAUAGGCAAAACCACUACAGAAGGAACUACUGGCCCUGUAACCACUUCAUCAACAAGUGUAGUUGAAACCACAACUGAAGCACCUGAGGUGACUACAACGGGCAAAGAAACAACACUUGUGACCUCAAAACCAAGUGUCACAACCACAAGUACUGAGGCCCCGAGCACCACUACAAAGGGAACCACAUCCAAAUAUGAAGAAACAACCACUGCAGAAGGCACUACACUCAUCGGCAAAACCACUACAGAAGGAACUACUGGCCCUGUAAUCACUUCAACCACCAGUGUUGUUGAAACCACAACUGAAGCACCUGAGGUGACUACAAUGGGCAGAGAAACAACACUUGUGACCUCAAAAACAAGUGUCACAACCACAAGUACUGAAGUCCCGAGCACCACUACACAGGGAACCACAUCCAAAUAUGAAGAAACAACCACUACAGAAGGCACUACUCUCAUAGGCAAAACCACUACAGCAGGAACUACUGGCCCUGUAACCACUUCAACAACUAGUGUAGUUGAAACCACAACUGAAGCACCUGAGGUGACUACAAUGGGCAGAGAAACAACACUUGUGACCUCAAAAACAAGUGUCACAACCACAAGUACUGAAGUCCCGAGCACCACUACACAGGGAACCACAUCCAAAUAUGAAGAAACAACCACUACAGAAGGCACUACUCUCAUAGGCAAAACCACUACAGCAGGAACUACUGGCCCUGUAACCACUUCAACAACUAGUGUAGUUGAAACCACAACUGAAGCACCUGAGGUGACUACAAUGGGCAGAGAAACAACACUUGUGACCUCAAAAACAAGUGUCACAACCACAAGUACUGAAGUCCCGAGCACCACUACACAGGGAACCACAUCCAAAUAUGAAGAAACAACCACUACAGAAGGCACUACUCUCAUAGGCAAAACCACUACAGGAGGAACUACUGGCCCUGUAACCACUUCAACAACUACUGUAGUUGAAACCACAACUGAAGCACCUGAGGUGACUACAACAGGCAGAGAAACAACACUUGUGACCUCAAAACCAAGUGUCACAACCAAAAGUACUGAAGUCCCGAGCACCACUACACAGGGAACCACAUCCAAAUAUGAAGAAACAACCACUGCAGAAGGCACUACUCUCAUAGGCAAAACCACUACCGAAGGAACUACUGGCCCUGUAACCACUUCAACCACCACUGUUGUUGAAACCACAACUGAAGCACCUGAGGUGACUACAACGGGCAAAGAAACAACACUUGUGACCUCAAAACCAAGUGUCACAACCAAAAGUACUGAAGCCCCGAGCACCACUACAAAGGGAACCACAUCCAAAUAUGAAGAAACAACCACUGCAGAAGGCACUACUCUCAUAGGCAAAACCACUACAGAAGGAACUACUGGCCCUGUAACCACUUCAACCACCAAUGUUGUUGAAACCACAACUGAAGCACCUGAGGUGACUACAAUGGCCAGAGAAACAACACUUGUGACCUCAAAAACAAGUGUGACAACCACAAGUACUGAAGUCCCGAGCACCACUACACAGGGAACCACAUCCAAAUAUGAAGAAACAACCACUGCAGAAGGCACUACUCUCAUAGGCAAAACCACUACAGAAGGAACUACUGGCCCUGUAACCACUUCAACCACCAAUGUUGUUGAAACCACAACUGAAGCACCUGAGGUGACUACAAUGGCCAGAGAAACAACACUUGUGACCUCAAAAACAAGUGUGACAACCACAAGUACUGAAGUCCCGAGCACCACUACACAGGGAACCACAUCCAAAUAUGAAGAAACAACCACUGCAGAAGGCACUACUCUCAUAGGCAAAACCACUACAGAAGGAACUACUGGCCCUGUAACCACUUCAACAACUAGUGUAGUUGAAACCACAACUGAAGCACCUGAGGUGACUACAAUGGGCAGAGAAACAACACUUGUGACCUCAAAAACAAGUGUCACAACCACAAGUACUGAAGUCCCGAGCACCACUACACAGGGAACCACAUCCAAAUAUGAAGAAACAACCACUGCAGAAGGCACUACUCUCAUAGGCAAAACCACUACAGAAGGAACUACUGGCCCUGUAACCACUUCAACCACCACUGUUGUUGAAACCACAACUGAAGCACCUGAGGUGACUACAACGGGCAAAGAAACAACACUUGUGACCUCAAAACCAAGUGUCACAACCAAAAGUACUGAAGCCCCGAGCACCACUACAAAGGGAACCACAUCCAAAUAUGAAGAAACAACCACUGCAGAAGGCACUACUCUCAUAGGCAAAACCACUACAGAAGGAACUACUGGCCCUGUAACCACUUCAACCACCAAUGUUGUUGAAACCACAACUGAAGCACCUGAGGUGACUACAAUGGCCAGAGAAACAACACUUGUGACCUCAAAAACAAGUGUCACAACCACAAGUACUGAAGUCCCGAGCACCACUACACAGGGAACCACAUCCAAAUAUGAAGAAACAACCACUGCAGAAGGCACUACUCUCAUAGGCAAAACCACUACAGAAGGAACUACUGGCCCUGUAACCACUUCAACAACUAGUGUAGUUGAAACCACAACUGAAGCACCUGAGGUGACUACAAUGGGCAAAGAAACAACACUUGUGACCUCAAAACCAAGUGUCACAACCACAUGUACUGAAGUCCCGAGCACCACUACACAGGGAACCACAUCCAAAUAUGAAGAAACAACCACUGCAGAAGGCACUACUCUCAUAGGCAAAACCACUACAGAAGGAACUACUGGCCCUGUAACCACUUCAACAACUAGUGUAGUUGAAACCACAACUGAAGCACCUGAGGUGACUACAACGGGCAAAGAAACAACACUUGUGACCUCAAAACCAAGUGUGACAACCACAAGUACUGAAGUCCCGAGCACCACUACACAGGGAACCACAUCCAAAUAUGAAGAAACAACCACUGCAGAAGGCACUACUCUCAUAGGCAAAACCACUACAGAAGGAACUACUGGCCAUGUAACCACUUCAACAACAAGUGUAGUUGAAACCACAACUGAAGCACCUGAGGUGACUACAACGGGCAAAGAAACAACACUUGUGACCUCAAAAACAAGUGUGACAACCACAAGUACCGAAGUCCCGAGCACCACUACACAGGGAACCACAUCCAAAUAUGAAGAAACAACCACUGCAGAAGGCACUACUCUCAUAGGCAAAACCACUACAGAAGGAACGACUGGCCCUGUAACCACUUCAACAACUCGUGUAGUUGAAAAAACAACUGAAGCACCUGAGGUGACUACAACAGGCAAAGAAACAACACUUGUGACCUCAAAACCAAGUGUUACAACCACAAGUACUGAAGUCCCGAGCACCACUACACAGGGAACAACAUCAAAAUAUGAAGAAACAACCACUGCAGAAGGCACUACUCUCAUAGGCAAAACCACUACAGAAGGAACGACUGGCCUUGUAACCACUUCAACAACAAGUGUAGUUGAAACCACAACUGAAGCACCUGAGGUGACUACAAUGGGCAAAGAAACAACACUUGUGACCUCAAAACCAAGUGUCACAACCACAAGUACUGAGGCCCCGAGCACCACUACAAAGGGAACCACAUCCAAAUAUGAAGAAACAACCACUGCAGAAGGCACUACUCUCAUAGGCAAAACCACUACAGAAGGAACUACUGGCCCUGUAACCACUUCAACCACCAGUGUUGUUGAAACCACAACUGAAGCACCUGAGGUGACUACAAUGGGCAGAGAAACAACACUUGUGACCUCAAAAACAAGUGUCACAACCACAAGUACUGAAGUCCCGAGCACCACUACACAGGGAACCACAUCCAAAUAUGAAGAAACAACCACUACAGAAGGCACUACUCUCAUAGGCAAAACCACUACAGGAGGAACUACUGGCCCUGUAACCACUUCAACCACCAGUGUUGUUGAAACCACAACUGAAGCACCUGAGGUGACUACAACGGGCAAAGAAACAACACUUGUGACCUCAAAACCAAGUGUCACAACCAAAAGUACUGAAGCCCCGAGCACCACUACACAGGGAACCACAUCCAAAUAUGAAGAAACAACCACUGCAGAAGGCACUACUCUCAUAGGCAAAACCACUACAGAAGGAACUACUGGCCCUGUAACCACUUCAACCACCAGUCUUCUUGAAACCACAACUGAAGCACCUGAGGUGACUACAAUAGGCAGAGAAACAACACUUGUGACCUCAAAAACAAGUGUGACAACCACAAGUACCGAAGUCCCGAGCACCACUACACAGGGAACCACAUCCAAAUAUGAAGAAACAACCACUGCAGAAGGCACUACUCUCAUAGGCAAAACCACUACAGAAGGAACGACUGGCCCUGUAACCACUUCAACAACUCGUGUAGUUGAAAAAACAACUGAAGCACCUGAGGUGACUACAACAGGCAAAGAAACAACACUUGUGACCUCAAAACCAAGUGUUACAACCACAAGUACUGAAGUCCCGAGCACCACUACACAGGGAACAACAUCAAAAUAUGAAGAAACAACCACUGCAGAAGGCACUACUCUCAUAGGCAAAACCACUACAGAAGGAACGACUGGCCUUGUAACCACUUCAACAACAAGUGUAGUUGAAACCACAACUGAAGCACCUGAGGUGACUACAAUGGGCAAAGAAACAACACUUGUGACCUCAAAACCAAGUGUCACAACCACAAGUACUGAGGCCCCGAGCACCACUACAAAGGGAACCACAUCCAAAUAUGAAGAAACAACCACUGCAGAAGGCACUACUCUCAUAGGCAAAACCACUACAGAAGGAACUACUGGCCCUGUAACCACUUCAACCACCAGUGUUGUUGAAACCACAACUGAAGCGCCUGAGGUGACUACAAUGGGCAGAGAAACAACACUUGUGACCUCAAAAACAAGUGUCACAACCACAAGUACUGAAGUCCCGAGCACCACUACACAGGGAACCACAUCCAAAUAUGAAGAAACAACCACUACAGAAGGCACUACUCUCAUAGGCAAAACCACUACAGGAGGAACUACUGGCCCUGUAACCACUUCAACCACCAGUGUUGUUGAAACCACAACUGAAGCACCUGAGGUGACUACAACGGGCAAAGAAACAACACUUGUGACCUCAAAACCAAGUGUCACAACCAAAAGUACUGAAGCCCCGAGCACCACUACACAGGGAACCACAUCCAAAUAUGAAGAAACAACCACUGCAGAAGGCACUACUCUCAUAGGCAAAACCACUACAGAAGGAACUACUGGCCCUGUAACCACUUCAACCACCAGUCUUCUUGAAACCACAACUGAAGCACCUGAGGUGACUACAAUAGGCAGAGAAACAACACUUGUGACCUCAAAAACAAGUGUCACAACCACAAGUACUGAAUUCCCGAGCACCACUACUCAGGGAACCACAUCCAAAUAUGAAGAAACAACCACUGCAGAAGGCACUACUCUCAUAGGCAAAACCACUACAGCAGGAACUACUGGCCCUGUAACCACUUCAACCACCAGUGUUGUUGAAACCACAACUGAAGCACCUGAGGUGACUACAAUAGGCAGAGAAACAACACUUGUGACCUCAAAAACAAGUGUGACAACCACAAGUACUGAAGUCCCGAGCACCACUACACAGGGAACCACAUCCAAAUAUGAAGAAACAACCACUGCAGAAGGCACUACUCUCAUAGGCAAAACCACUACAGAAGGAACUACUGGCCCUGUGACCACUUCAACAACUAGUGUUGUUGAAACCACAAGUGAAGCACCUGAGGUGACUACAAUGGGCAGAGAAACAACACUUGUGACCUCAAAAACAAGUGUCACAACCACAAGUACUGAAGUCCCGAGCACCACUACACAGGGAACCACAUCCAAAUAUGAAGAAACAACCACUGCAGAAGGCACUACUCUCAUAGGCAAAACCACUACAGAAGGAACUACUGGCCCUGUAACCACUUCAACCACCAGUGUUGUUGAAACCACAACUGAAGCACCUGAGGUGACUACAAUGGGCAGAGAAACAACACUUGUGACCUCAAAAACAAGUGUCACAACCACAAGUACUGAAGUCCCGAGCACCACUACACAGGGAACCACAUCCAAAUAUGAAGAAACAACCACUACAGAAGGCACUACUCUCAUAGGCAAAACCACUACAGGAGGAACUACUGGCCCUGUAACCACUUCAACCACCAGUGUUGUUGAAACCACAACUGAAGCACCUGAGGUGACUACAAUGGGCAGAGAAACAACACUUGUGACCUCAAAAACAAGUGUCACAACCACAAGUACUGAAGUCCCGAGCACCACUACACAGGGAACCACAUCCAAAUAUGAAGAAACAACCACUACAGAAGGCACUACUCUCAUAGGCAAAACCACUACAGAAGGAACUACUGGCCCUGGUGUUGUUGAAACUACAACAGUUGUUGUCACUGGCCCUACACAGUCCCGUGGGACCGCAAAGACUCGACUUUUAGUCGGCACAACUACUGCAUCAACUGUUGUAACAACAGGAACAACUCAAGCUGUUACAACUACCAUUGGUCCCAUUACAAAGACUCUUCCAGGGACCACCACUGUUUACCAAUCUGGAACCACUACUACAGGCACCAUAGCCACAUCAGUAUGUUCUUGUUUCAAAAAUGGAACUUCUUUUCAGCCUGGAGAUGUGGUGUACAAUGUCACCGAUGGGUUAGGAUGGUGUUUCAGUGCGUAUUGCAAUGCUUCGUGCCAAAUUGAGACGCGCGUCAUCUCAUGCCCAACUACACCGACUCCUAGCACAACUGCACCUUCUACCGCUGUGCCAUUAAGCACCACCACCCCACACUCAUGGUCAAGCUCAAGUUAUCCAGAAACAACUUCUAUAUUCACCUCCCCGACAACAGCAACUUCACUGACGACCACUCUGGACUGCAACGAUCAGUCUCCCCUGAGAAAGAACGGAGAAACCUGGAAGGAUGCAUUCUGCAAGAAAUACACAUGCUCCAACGGAAACGUCACAGUGACAGACGUUCCAUGUGCCUCUGCUGAAAAGCCCAUCUGUGCCAAUGGAAGACAACCUGUCAAGGUGUACGAUGAUGAUGGAUGUUGUUUUCAAUACAAAUGUCCUUGUGUGUGCAACGUCUGGGGUAGAUCUAAUUACAACACAUUUGAUGGGAAAACAUACAGCUUCCACAAGAAGUGCUCCUACUACCUGGUCAAGGAGAUUCAAACAAAAUACAACCUGACUAUCAUCUUGAAUAAUAACUGUGACCUUUCAGACACCACAUUCUGCCCACAGUCCAUCAAUAUUAUUUACAAGAACAAUAACAUUUUGUUCACGCGGGUGAGGACUUCAGGAGCAGAAAGAAAUGUGGUGAAGCUCAAUAACAAUGUCAUCAUCCCGGCCUUUUCGAACUCUGACGUGGUCAUCACUGCUACAGAUAUGGUAGUAACCUUAAAGAUCGCCGCCAUCGAAACAACAGUGAGCUAUGGGUGCUCCUCCUUCAACAUCGAAGUCCCCUCUUCUCUCUUUAAAGGAAACACAGAGGGACAGUGUGGCACUUGUGACAACUCCCAGACCAACGAGUGCCGCUCUCCGAACGGACAGUUGGUGAAGUGCUCUGAAUCUGCAUCCCAGUGGGAGGUUCCUGACAGUCAGUGCAUCUCCACCACCACCUCUCCACCCAUCAGCACCGUCCCGCCCACGGCCUCCACAACACCAAAGGCACCUUGCAAACCUGCCAUCUGUGACAUCCUCACCAGCAGUUUAUUCAAGCCGUGCCACACGGCCGUGGCUCCGGGAACGUACGUGAAAAUGUGCACAUCGGACGUUUGUAACGGUGGAAAUGACACGUGCUCCAGCCUGGAGGCUUACGCCACCCAGUGCUCCAACGCAGGAGUCUGCAUUGACUGGAGGAACAGCACCAACGGGCUGUGUGAACACAAAUGUCCCAGUGAUAAAGUGUACAAGGCCUGUGGACCGUCUGUAGAGCCCACAUGCAACAACAGGUACAAUGAGAAAUUCAAGGAAAACGACACAGUAAGCAACAGAAACACCAAGGAGGGCUGCUUCUGCUCUGAAGGCACCGUCCUGUUUAACACAGUCCACAACACAUGUGUGGCCUCCUGUGACUGUGUUGGGCCUGAAGGAGAACCCAAACAACUGGGCGAGACAUGGAGAAGCGGCUGCCGCGUGUGCGAAUGCAACAGGGACAGCAUGAGCGUGGUGUGUCGGCCAGUGGAGUGUAUAUUGAAACCUUCCCCCGACUGCAGCAAGCCUGGUUAUCAGCUGGUCAACAAAACAGAGGAUUGCUGCCCCGUACAAACAUGUGAAUGUAAUGUAACUAUGUGUCCAACUGCCAUCACCUGCCCGCUGGGCUUCGCCCUCACAAUCACUCAAACCACCUGCUGUCCAGUCUACACGUGUGAUCCUAAAGGUGUAUGUGUCGGUGACAUGACCGAGUUCCAGGUUAAUGAGAAGAUACCAACACCAGACAGACCUGAGGGGUAUGGAACAACACCUGGAGCAACACAACCCGGGCAGACAACAGCUGGAGGAGGACCAACACCUGGACAAACAACAGUCGGAGGAGGACAGCCUGGACAAACAACAGUCGGAGGAGGACAACCUGAAGGAACAACAGUCGAAGGAGGACAACCUUCACAAACAACAUUCGAAGGAGGACAACCUGAAGGAACAACAGUUGGAGGACCAACACCUGGACAAACAACAGUCGGAGGAGGACAGCCUGGACAAACAACAGUCGGAGGAGGACAACCUGAAGGAACAACAGUCGAAGGAGGACAACCUUCACAAACAACAUUCGAAGGAGGACAACCUGAAGGAACAACAGUUGGAGGACCAACACCUGGACAAACAACAGUCGGAGGAGGACAGCCUGGACAAACAACAGUCGGAGGAGGACAACCUGAAGGAACAACAGUCGAAGGAGGACAACCUUCACAAACAACAUUCGAAGGAGGACAACCUGAAGGAACAACAGUUGGAGGACCAACACCUGGACAAACAACAGUCGGAGGAGGACAGCCUGGACAAACAACAGUCGGAGGAGGACAGCCUGGACAAACAACAGUCGGAGGAGGACAGCCUGGACGAACAACAUACACACCAACAACAGGAGGGAAACUGCCGGCCUGCCACGACUGUUACUGCAGCCCCAAAGUGGAUCCUGCCACCAAACUCAACAUCAUCGUCUGCAAACCAAGAGUGUGCAACAAAGAAUGUCCUGCUGGUCAUGAAUACCAGACUUCACCUGAUAAGUGUUGUGGGACUUGUGUUCAGACAAGCUGCGUUUAUACUUCACCAAGCAACAAGACAGUGAUCAUCAAGGUGGGCGAUGUCUACCAGUACCCCGAUGAGCCCUGCGCGUCCUACCAGUGCGAGAAGAAGGACGGACAGUUCGUCACGGUGAAAACGACUCAGACCUGCAGUACUUUCAACCCCCUGGACUGUGAGCCGGGCACAGAGACCACUGAUGCUGCGGGAUGCUGCAAAAGCUGUAAGAUCCGCAGCGUCUGUGAGAGGAUGACGAAGUCGACGGUGAUCGAGGUGAAGGACUGUAAGAGCACGGUGCCGGUCAGCAUCGCGUCCUGCACCGGACACUGUGGAAGCUCCUCCAAGUACUCAGCAGCAGCCAACACCAUCAUGCACAAAUGUGAGUGUUGCCAGGAGGAGAACACCAGCGAGAAGCAGGUGGAACUGAUCUGUGCCGACGGCUCCAAGAUCAACUACACGUACACCUUCGUGGAAUCGUGCAGCUGCCGCAGGGCCGAUUGUGUGGACCGCAAACGCUGAUCGCUCUCUUUGAUUCAGCUCAACCUUUCUUUUUUCGUUUUAAUAUCCCAACAUGUGUUUCAUGUACGUACAAACACAUACUGCUGUGAUCAAUACUUUUCUUGUCUUGUGAUUACAUAGUCAGUCCUUUAAAUAAAGUGUUUCUGCAAUUUAA
Messenger RNA from Salarias fasciatus (jewelled blenny), 14361 nucleotides. RefSeq names its product mucin-5AC-like. The transcript is spliced from 48 exons. Bases 3 to 14207 code for a protein of 4734 amino acids. Gene Ontology annotation, molecular function: hormone activity. Lineage: Eukaryota; Metazoa; Chordata; Actinopteri; Blenniiformes; Blenniidae. Gene Ontology annotation, cellular component: extracellular region. The record is from RefSeq and is a predicted model, not a curated record.